AUGCCUCAUAGUAAGAGCAAAACUCUCAAGAUUGUGCAUAUUAAGAAAUGGGAAAAUUUAUAAAGUAUAUUAAAUAUCAAUAUAGAGAUUACAAUAAAACGGCUGUUGUCGCAUCACGCAUCUAAAGAAACAUGGUUCUAUUAGAAAGAAAAAAUAUAAUGUAAAAGUAAGAAGCGUUCCAAAAUACAGUAAAUGUUAGCAUUAACUUAAACAUUGACUGCAAGAGGGAAGCUGAUGGUGGAUGAAAAGAGAUCUACAAGAAGGAUCACAAGAUCAAAUGAAGGUAGCAAACUAAACUAUAUUAGUUGCCCUAAGAGAUAUAAUUCCAAUUAAUUGUACAAUUAGCUUAAUAAAUACCAAAUUAGUUUUUAAAAUUACAUUCUUAACAGACAUCAUUGUUUAUUACAAGCUGUUACAAAGAUGUGAGACAAGUGUGUAAGAAUAUUAUUUUUUGCAAGAUGUAGAUAACAAAUCGGAGUCUUAAAUUAAAAUAGAAUAAGCUGAAAAAUUAUUUGAACAUCUGCUAGGGAGAAUUAUUUUCUCAAAUGAAUUGCAUCACUAUUUAAUGAAUAGUUCAAAGAGUCUAACAAUCCCCACAAAAUGA
Molecule: messenger RNA, 604 nt
Organism: Paramecium octaurelia
Lineage: Eukaryota; Ciliophora; Oligohymenophorea; Peniculida; Parameciidae
Source: the annotation of a GenBank genome assembly